UUUUUCAGUCUUCGGAUGCUGCUGUGCUUCCGUUUGUGUAGAGCUUUGUUUCUGAUUACAAUAGUUCAGCCUUUUGGUCUGUCUUACAAUUGGAAACUGAUAUUUGUGGCUUUAUAACAUAGAAUAUCGUGAAAGGAUUCAAAAGAAAAGGUUGCCCCUUAGAAUUUAGGUGCUCUUUCUUUCUUGCUUGAUUAGAAGAAUAUAAGCUUCCACAGAGAAACUUAGGAUUAUAGUCAUUGAGGUCCUUCUAUAUUUAAAUUAAGGCUACAAGAACUCCUAUUGUGGACUAAUAGAUAAGGCAGGUCAUUGAAUCUACAGUCCACUUGUCCAAUGGGGACUGGGGAAGAAAGCACCCCUGCAAAGCCUUCAAAACCUACACCCACAAAUCAGGAAACUCCUGCUACCCCUUCAUAUCCUGACUGGUCAGCCUCUAUGCAGGCUUACUAUGGUGCUGGAGCUACUCCACCCUUUUUUGCAUCAACUGUUGCUUCUCCUAGUCCCCAUCCCUAUUUAUGGGGCAACCAGCAUCCUCUGAUGCCACCUUAUGGCACUCCAGUUCCUUAUCCAGCGCUAUAUCCAGGGGGAGUUUAUGCUCAUCCUAACAUGGCAAUGGCUCCAGGAGCGGUACAGGCUCCUAUAGAGUCGGAUGCAAAAGCUCCUGAUGGGAAAGACCGGAACACAAACAAAAAACUCAAGGGUCCUUCAGGAAACCCUGGGUUGAUUGCUGUCAAGGCUGGGGAGAGUGGGAAAGCGGCUUCAGGCUCAGGAAAUGAUGGUGCAACUCAAAGUGCUGAAAGUGGAAGUGAAGGUUCAUCUGAUGGAAGCGAUGAGAAUAAUAACCAUGAACUUUCUGCAACAAAGAAAGGCAGCUUUGAUCAAAUGCUUGCAGAUGGAGCCACUGCACAGAACAAUACUUCUGUAGCAAAUUUUCAGAAUUCAGUGCCUGGGAAUCCUGUAGUCUCCGUGCCUGCUACUAAUCUAAAUAUUGGAAUGGACUUGUGGAAUCCAUCUUCUGGAGCUUCUGGAGCCAUGAAGAUGCGUCCAAAUCCUGGUGUCUCACCUGCUGUUGCUCCUGGCAUGAUGACUGACCAGUGGAUUCAGGAUGAGCGAGAGUUGAAAAGACAGAAGCGAAAGCAAUCUAAUCGUGAGUCUGCCCGGAGAUCAAGAUUACGCAAACAGGCUGAGUGCGAAGAGUUGCAGCAGAGAGUCGAGUCACUGAACAGUGAAAAUCGUGCACUUAGGGAUGAGCUACAAAAGGUUUCUGAGGAAUGCGAGAAGCUUACAUCCGAAAAUAACUCUAUUAAGGAGGAGUUGACUAGGUUGUGUGGACCAGAGGCAGUAGCUAAAUUAGAGAGCAGUAGCAUCACCCAACUUGAGACAAAUGGUGAUGAAGAUGACCAUUGAGAGAAGUGAUUUCAGAUAAAGUGACUCAGUUUAUAAUUGCCCGGAAAUUAUGCAAAGUACCUGAGAAAUUUAUUACUCUAGGGUUGAUUAGGUAAAGAAUGUUUGGUUUCUACUAAUUAUACAGUUUAACCAUAUCUCAGUUGUAACUGUAUCAUAAUACUGUCGAAUUCCAACAUGAGCUCAGUUUGUGCUCUUUGGUGUACUAGUAGUCAAUUGGAGAAAUAGAAGAAAGAGUAGUUUUUGGGUGA
Coffea arabica (coffee) is the source of this 1652-nucleotide messenger RNA. Its product is annotated as G-box-binding factor 1. Gene Ontology annotation, cellular component: nucleus. The record is from RefSeq and is a predicted model, not a curated record. Gene Ontology annotation, molecular function: DNA-binding transcription factor activity; sequence-specific DNA binding. Gene Ontology annotation, biological process: regulation of DNA-templated transcription. NCBI's taxonomy places the organism in Eukaryota, Viridiplantae, Streptophyta, Magnoliopsida, Gentianales, Rubiaceae.